Molecule: messenger RNA, 1235 nt
Organism: Zingiber officinale
Lineage: Eukaryota; Viridiplantae; Streptophyta; Magnoliopsida; Zingiberales; Zingiberaceae
Product: 26S proteasome non-ATPase regulatory subunit 14 homolog
Exons: 6
Coding region: 66-1010 (314 amino acids)
Biological process (GO): proteasome-mediated ubiquitin-dependent protein catabolic process; protein deubiquitination
Cellular component (GO): proteasome regulatory particle, lid subcomplex
Molecular function (GO): protein binding; metallopeptidase activity; proteasome binding
Source: RefSeq, a predicted model, not a curated record
CAAAUAACACAGAGAAGACGUUGGCAGAGUUACGGACGGCGACGGGAAGCGAGGAGGAAGGAAGCAUGCGAGCGCGAGAGAUGCGGCGGUUGGAACGAAUCUUUCCGGGCAUUGGCCAACUGAUUGACUCCGAGAAGCCCGACACUUCCGAGCAGGUCGUCAUCUCUUCGCUCGCCCUCAUCAAGAUGCUCAAGCACGCAAGAUCCGGAAUACCUAUGGAGGUGAUGGGGCUGAUGUUGGGGGAGUUCGUGGAUGAGUACACAAUCCGGGUGAUCGAUGUCUUCGCAAUGCCGCAGAGCGGGACCGGCGUUAGCGUGGAGGCCGUCGACCCCGUAUUUCAGGUCACCAUGCUCGAUAUGUUGAAGCGGACCGGAAGGCAUGAAAUGGUGGUUGGAUGGUAUCAUUCUCAUCCUGGAUUUGGUUGCUAUCUUUCUGGUGUUGACAUACAAACGCAGCAGAGUUUUGAAGCCCUUAAUCCUAGGGCAAUUGCUGUGGUUGUAGAUCCAGUCCAGAGUGUCAAGGGUAAGGUUGUUAUUGAUGCUUUUCGUUUGAUCAACCCUCAAGCAAUAACGUUUGGUCGGGAACCUCGCCAAACGACAUCAAAUGUUGGGCAUCUCAACAGACCCUCAAAUGAGGCACUGAUGAAUGGUUUAAACAAGCAAUAUUGUUCCUUAGUUAUAAACUAUCGGAAGAAUGAACUCGAGGAGAAAAUGUUGCUGAACUUCCAUAAAAAGAAAUGGACUGAUGGGCUGAUACUUCGGCCAUUUGAUAUACAUUCUGAAACUAAUGAACAAACUGUUCAGGAAAUGCUGGAUUUAACCAUUAAAUAUAACAAAGAAGUUCGAGAGGAGGACGAGCUGCCACUUGAAAAGCUGUUUUUUGCCAGUAUUGGAAGGAUGGAUGCAAAAAAGAAAUUGGAAGAGCAUGUCUCAAACUCGAUGGCAUCAAACACAGUCCAGAUUUUGGGGACUAUGUUGAACACUGUUGUGUUUGACUCUUGCAUAUUAUGAUGCUUGUUCUUAGUGGAAAUCACUCACAAAACUGCACUGCCCAAGUAAAGAAAUUCAAACGCCACUGGUACUUGGAAUUAGUUCCCUUUAGCUUUUUGGGUUUCGACCCCACCAUUUUUUUUGGUUGACACGACUGCCUGUUACAUGGCUCUUGGCCUGAAGUUGAUUAGAAAAAAAAUUCGUUUCAAGGGAUAGUUUCUCGAAGAUCUUUUUCAUAGCCAUUAA